Molecule: messenger RNA, 10111 nt
Organism: Plodia interpunctella (Indianmeal moth)
Lineage: Eukaryota; Metazoa; Arthropoda; Insecta; Lepidoptera; Pyralidae
Product: myrosinase 1-like
Exons: 10
Coding region: 101-1666 (521 amino acids)
Biological process (GO): carbohydrate metabolic process
Molecular function (GO): beta-glucosidase activity
Source: RefSeq, a predicted model, not a curated record
CUCUUGUUUCAUUGCUAGGGAAACCCAAGAAGGUUAGCUCGAGGCGACAUUCUGUUUUAUGUGAAUUAGUUGAUCACCUCACCUACAAUCAGUUUGUAUCAUGCGGAGCUCGAGUGGAGUCGCAGCACUAGGGACAGUCCUAGCAAGUCUCCUGUACCUUGUGCAAGGGGCCACGCUAGGAGGUUCUCAGAAUGUAGAGAAAGUUACCUUUCCUCCUGACUUCAUGUUUGGUGUCUCGACGGCCGCUUUUCAGAUCGAAGGAGGCUGGAAUGCUGAUGGCAAAGGCGAGAGUAUGUGGGACACUUACCUUCACAAGCAUCCGGAAUAUACCCCUGACAGAUCCAAUGGCGAUGUAGCAGCAGAUUCCUAUCACAAGUACAAAGAAGACAUAGAAAUGAUCAAGGAACUCAACGUACAGUACUAUAGAUUCUCUUUAUCGUGGCCAAGGAUUCUGCCCCAUGGGACCGAUAACUACAUAAAUAAGGCCGGAGCGGCGUACUAUCGAACAUUGAUAGAAGAACUCAAAAUGGCAAAUAUUACCCCAGUUGUUACUUUAUUCCAUUGGGACCUGCCGACCCCCUUGAUGGACCUAGGCGGGUGGAGUAACCGGAAAAUGGUGGACUAUUUUGUGGAUUACGCCAGGGUAGCUUUCGACCUCUACGGCGAUAUUGUCAAAAUCUGGACCACUAUGAACGAACCGCAUCAGCACUGCUACAAUGGGUAUGGCACAAAUUAUUUCGUGCCAGCAUUAGAAUCCUAUGGAGUUGGCGAUUAUCUAUGUGCUCAUUACAUGUUAUUGGCACACGCCGAGGCUUACCGUCUUUAUAAUAGUGAAUAUAAACCACAUCAACAAGGCAAUGUUGGUAUUACCCUUGAUGCUUUUUGGGGGGAACCGAAGAACAGUUUAAACCCAGACGAUGUCGAAGCAGCUGAGAGAUACACUCAAAUGCAUCUGGGAUUAUAUGCUCAUCCCAUAUUCUCGAAGGAAGGAGAUUAUCCAGACUUAGUUCGGCAAAGAAUCGAUAGGCUCAGCUCACUACAGAAUUUUACACGAUCUAGAUUACCAUCAUUCACCAAAGAAGAGAUUUUAAAGCUAAGAGGUAGUGCGGAUUUCUUCGGUAUAAAUCACUACACAACGUUUCUGAUGAGCAGCUCAAGUAUGGAGAAGACGUGGAAAGUCCCAUCCAUGGAUCAUGAUACAGGAGUCAAGUUAGAGCAAAAUCCUAACUGGUCUAAGCCAGGGGCCGACUGGUUUACGGUGUACCCUCCAGGUUUUAGGAAACUUUUUAAUUGGAUUAAAAGGGAGUAUGGGGAAAAAAUACCCAUUAUUGUGACAGAAAAUGGGAUGUGUGAUUUUGGUGGCCGGGAAGACUAUAGAAGGAUAGAUUAUCACAACCAAUAUUUGUACCAAAUGUGGCUGGCCAUAUAUGAAGACGACUGCAAUGUCAUUGGCUAUUUUGCGUGGACUUUGAUGGAUGAUUUUGAAUGGACUGAUGGAUAUACAGUGAAAUUUGGGCUGUACGAAGUAGAUUUCAACAGCCCAGAGAGGACUCGCACUAAGAAACUAUCAGCCGUAAAUUACAGUAACAUCGCACGAACAAAACAGAUAGAUUUUGGUUAUUUUAAACGAAAUUUUACAGAGAACGGCUUAAACAACAUUAUUUAAAAGUCGCUAUCAACUCUUUUUACAAAAUUUUGAGUGAAGUUAUGAAUGAAGUGCCGAAAGAAGACUAUGAUUUACCGCGUACUUGACAGCAACUUUUCAAUCGACAGAUUAACCGACAAUUUUUACAUAUGUUAUAUUAUGGUGAUUACUUUGACGCUCUGAAAAAUGACCACCCAACUUAAAGGCAAUAUGCUAAUAUAUAAUCAAAUCAUGUGACAAAAACGAAUUGCUCUAAAACCGACUCCACAUAGUCCUGUCGAAUUUACCGCUAGCAAAAUUGUUCAAUUCAUCCGCCGGCGAAACUAUUUUUGAUAACCAGAUGCGAUAGAAUAAGUUCUCCGUCGAACCUGGUUACGUACAAGGAUUAAAAAAUCUUCGAUCGCAUCUGGUUACGAAAGAUAGUUUCCAUGGCAGCUAAAGAGAUAAAGUUAUUUCUAUUAGAAAAUCUUAAUGAUUAAACUCACCAUUACAGUAAAUAAUUUUCCCACGUUUGCCAUAAACGAGACAGAAGCAAAUAAGCACUACGCAGUUCACAUAUACUUUAUAAAAUAUUCGCAUACGAAAUGUGAAUAAUAAUAGAAAUAAUUAUGAAUUAUCUAUGAGUAAGUGUUUCUCAGUGGAUAUAUUUUUGAUAAUAUAUUAAUUUGAAAAUGUUUAAAGCAUAAGUUGUAUAUAACUAAUUAUAAAAUAUAUGUAAAUAUAACUUUUUAGAUUAGAUUGAUUGUAAAUAUUUAUUUAACAAAAACGUUAUUUUUAGACACUAGUUAUAUAUCGUCAGAUCGUAUUGAAUGCAACGCAUGUUAAAAAAAAUAUGUCAGAACAUUGAGGAAUUGCCUUAUCGGGAGCCGAUACUUGGUGCACGAUUUUAUUAUGCAUAUUUCAUAGUCAUCCGCACUAAAAGUAUAUCCUUCAUUUCAGCUCAAUCAGUUGAAGAAUCCUCAAAAAUAAGUUGCAAGAUCAUUAAAAGCUAGUAAUACUAUUUAUGUUUAAGUAAUGGUAAAGUCGAUUCAGUUUCUAUCAAGAUCUUAUAAAUAUAGGAAUUAUGUGAUGAUGUAAUAAAAUAUCGAUGUAUAUAAAUACAUACAUUAUUAUGAUAAGGAUAAAUUGUUUUGUUAUUACAAUAGGCACAUUACCUGGAGACGUUCAAUCGUGAUGAUGAGAUUUAAAUGUAUGGUAUUAUCGGUAUUAAAAUAUUUUGUAGUUAAAAUAGUGAUAUUAGUACUGGCCUGAGUUUAAGUUAAAUAUAUUUUUGUGUCUUACAUAGUUAUAAUCAUUAUAAUAUCAUCAACUGUAAUACUGUGUAGAUAACCAAGUGAGAAUUUAGUAAUAAACAUUGUAUGAUAAAAUUGGCAAUUUAUUAGUUAAUAAUAAUAUUGAAGGAUAAUCAACAAAAAACAUGCAACACGCUUCGUUGCAUUGCAAACGCUAAAUUGUAGUUGACAUUUUCUUCAUACGGCUUUUAGUGUAAAGCCGGCCUUAAGUCACGUCCUGGAAUGUUGCGGACUGGGUGAAAUGUCCGGCUUAAAAUCUAGUCCGACUUGCCUGACUCCUAUUUGUCGCAGCGAAAUAUAUUACCGAAGCACAAUACUCGUAUAUUAAUGUGGUUUAUUUGUUACUGCAUUUAUAUAGGUUUAGUUAAAUUUAAGUUAAAGUAAUUUUCAGAACUGCUUUUAAACUGUAUGCUAAAAGUACUUACCGUUUUUGUUUUUUAAAUAAUUUAUACUAGCGCGUUUAGACACAUAAUUAUACGCACAUUGUGAUCGCCAACCUAAAUAGUUAAACUGGAAUUUGAAAAAAUCAUUCACUUUCAUACAAAUGUUAUCAACUUAACCAAUUAUCAAAAGAUGUCAGAUAUCUUCCAAGCCGUGCAAGUUCGCUGGUAUUAAUAGGUUUAGACCAGUGAAAAACCAAGAUUGUACCUGCCAGUUUUUACGUUAACUUUAACCUGCUCAAUGUAACGCAAAGUAUUGGUGUAAACCAAUCUAAAUAUAUUAGACCAUGUAUCAAUCAUUACUCAAAACGCUUGUAACACCUAUAGAAGGUGCUUUAUAAGCAACCCUAUAUAUAUAUUUAUUUCAAACAGUAAACCUCAAAGAUCAACGAUAGCUUUGCGGUCAUAUGUCUGACCUAAAAGAGCCAACCCGGUCUCAACUAUUUCAGUGUAUCUAUUUCAGAAGGCAGUAGCUGUCUAGCCGAUAAAUUCUAUCAAACACUAUAUAUGGAUUAUAAGGUAUACAUUAGAUUUUGUGGUAAUAAAGGUCCUAAUUGGAUUGUAUUCAAAAACUAUUCUAAUUUUAGUUAAUAAUUCUAGCAUUUUUUUGGGCUAUGAAGUUGAAUAAUAAUGUCUCAUUUGAACUAAAACAAUUUAUUUAGAUAAUAUUUAUCUGUACAUAUAUCUGUACAUAUAAUGAGUGUAGAUAAAAAAUGCAUAUCUAUAAUGGGAAAAUGCUGCUUAUUUCAUAACUUCCUCCUUUUGGACAGAUAUCAUCAUCGUAUUCUUAACUCAAUUUAAAAGCUUUUUAAUCUCGUGACUCUGAGCUAUCUCCAAUAAUGGAUAAAAACGUGAUACCGUAUCUGAACAACGUAACGUGUAAUUUAAAUUGAGCUUUUAUGUAAGAAGCUCUGCUUACUUGCUAUUUAUUCUAUGGAAAAAUCUUUCACUAGUUUUUUUUUUAAAUAGAAAUAUGACGUGGAAUAAACAGAGUUAUAUCUAAAUAGGGCUAGUGUAUUACACCGCUAAGUGACUCAUAUUUUCAUUUAGCAUGAUGUGACCCAUCGUCUUAUCGUCUCUAGUCAGCACGAACGGUUAUGUUGACGGCCAACGUCUCGUAGGUGCCCGACACCGAAAUCAGAAUAACAUUAAUGUGAGAAUUCCAAAAAAUGUCAUAUGCUGUCUUUUGUUGUAAGAUUCAAGCCCUAGCUUUGAUAUAAUGCAAACAAAAACAGGUGUCAUAUGUAAAUAAUAUAAUAACAAUUCACAUAGAUUGACUUAGCCCCAAGGUAAGUUCGAGGCUUGUGUUCUUCUUCUUCUUCUUAUCGACCUUAUCCCACUCAUGUGGGUUCGGCACAGCAUGUAAGUUCCUUCCAUUUCGUUCUGUCAUUUGUCAUAUCCCAAUGGAUAGUAUGAACAGGAAAGGAGUAUCAAUAUACUCCUUUCCUGUUCAUACUACCCUUGACACACUCCAUCCAUUUCUUCUUAGGUCUUCCUCUAUUACUGGAUCUAUUACAGAAUUGCUAGAAUUAUUACACUGAAAUAGUUGAGACCGGGUUGGCUCUUUUAGGUCAGACUUCCAUCUUUAAUGCCCUUUGAGUGACGUGAUUUUCAUCUCUUCUUAAAAUAUGCCCGUACCAGCCUAACCUAUAACUAUGUAAUUUCUCAUUAACUGGUGCUACUUUCAUACUUCCUCUUACAUACUCAUUCCUUAUUUUAUCUAACCUAGUUACUCCACACAUCCAUCGCAACAUUCGCAUCUCUGUCGCAUGAAGUUUCCUUUCAUCCGUCAUUUUCGCCGCCCAACAUCCAGAUCCAUACAUUAUGCUUGUGUUAUGGGAUACCAACUCAACGAUACUGUAUUCUAUAAAUUAUACAUAUACAGAUAAACAUCCAAGACCCAGGUCAAUCGAAAAAAGAUCAUUUUCCAUCUUGACUUGACCGGAGAUCGAACCCGGAACCUCCAGUGUAGCAGUCUGGCAUGAUGACCAUUAAGGUCGCGGAGGUCAUCAUAGUGCACGUAUAACAAUAUGGGCUAAACUAGCGAAUUCGCCGCUAGAGGUAAUUUUUACAUUUUGGUUGUACGCGCAUGCAUGCGCACAGAACAAACGUAUUUUUAUGUCUGAGAACUUUUCACAAUUCCAGCGCCUAUUUUGCGAGAGAACAAAUUAGAAAUUCAAAUUCAGAUUCGAAUUUUGAUUGAAAUCAGAAUUAAUAACAUUUAUUGGGUUUACUCCAGGUUCUAUACAUAAAUAGGAAUGUCAACACAGCGUCUUUUGACACUUCUAUACAUAUAUUUACUCGUAAUUCGGUGGUGCCUCAGUCACUUAAUUAAUAAGCGGAUUAGACGCGUCAUAUAUCAGCUUUUGAUAUCAUAGCGUGCACCUCGCUUUAAUAUUUAUGCGAUGACACAGUUGAGUUAACAUAUUUUGUAUUUAACAUUGAUAUCUAGACGCUUUAUAACAUGUGUCAAGGAUUAAAUAAAUAAAGAUAGGCUUUAAUUUACUAACCUUGCAUGAUUAGUAAGGAUAUAGAGGUGGCGAAUAUUCGUGUGGGCCACUAAGGUACAACUUAACUGUUAAAAUGCAACAAAAGCAUUCCCAAAGGGGAUUGACUUCAGGCAGACGUUCGGUAGUAGAUAGCUCAUAAUCAUAACCAUAUCUUCAAAAUGUAAUAUUCUUGGCUUUGGGACGUCACAGCUCCAAGUGUAAUGGAGAACACACGAAGAUAAGAGAGAGGUGUGGUGAAUACUAGAGGAAGAAACUUAAUUAAUAAGGACAAGUAAAUUAAUUAUGUAAUUUGAAAACAUGUUUUUAUUAUUCUUUGUUCAACUUUUGUGCUUUGAUAGGUUUAAAAUAAUGAGUAAAUUUUCAAAUUACCUAAUCUACUUUUAAAAUAAAAAUACUUCAUACAUAAGGUAUUAUAUGUAUGAAGUAUUUUAGAUAUACACAUUAGUACUUUUAUUAGUUAAAAGUAGAUAUACACAGUAUUCAUACACAGUAAUCCCCUAUAUUCCUCAAGGGAGUAAUUCAUAAUCCAAAUUACCAGAUGGAUCCGUCUGCUACUACGAACAACAUAAAUAACUUAAAUUGCAGCUAACUACAUAAUUCUAGUUUAAUUCUGCAACACUGGACGUUGCGGGCAAGCCAGCCACUUCAUUUAAGCUGCAGACCGAUAGCUUAGCUAAGUGUAACUCAGUAAUGAGCAGUGGUUUAAAUAAUUUAAGCAAAAUUGUGUGCAGACUACAUAACAAUAUAUUAUGCUAAGAAAUAAAACCCGGCUUAGCGUACAAAAGUGCAAAAAUGUCAACAUUGUUUUUUUCUUUUUACAUAUUAUGAGUACUUAUAAUAAAAUAAAAAACGUUUUAGGUAUGGAUUUACAAUUUCGAUUAAAAAUACAUUUAGAUGUUUUUAGAAUAGAAUUAGAAUGAACAUAGGUUCAUUUUACAUGCAUCCAUAUACCUAGUAAUAUUAUAAAAGUGUGUAUAUUAAUUAUUGAUAUUACAAUGUAUUUCUUAUCUUACAUAUAUUUAAUUUUAUAAAUUUAUCAUAUUUAAUACAAAUGGGAAUGUCAAUCAAAGUUUAUAGAAAUAAAUAUCUAAUACACGUCAUAUAAUUAAAAUUAUAUACCUUCAUAUUUAAAUAUAUUAAUUUUCUUUUACGUAAAAAUGUAGCGUCGGGUUGAAAUAAUUUUUGUUGUGGAGACAGUUGGAGAGCUGGAUAGCGACAAAGAUAACAUUUUGCUGCGAGAAUAGCAGCCAGUAAUAGCUAAUGUAUUGAUUAAAAUCUGAUAAAACUGUUCAGGAUAUUUAGUUUAAUUACAUCUUCGGUUUUUGUUAUCCAAAAGAUGUUAUAGUUUAUUCUUUUACCUUCAUAGAUGGUAUUUGUGAAAAUAACACAGCACUAGGUAGGCAAAAUAUAAGUAGGCUACAGAAAUCAGGAUGAAUCCUGCUAGCCGUUACUGUGCACAUAAUUAGAGCAACAUUUCUACGUUAGACCAAUGUUUGUCUUUCACACGGAGAAAUGUUUUAUCCUCUUUACUUACUAAUUAGUUGGCAUUAGUGGGUGUGCAGCUAAAUAGGCGUGUAAUGGAACAUUUAAAUACGAGCUCGGUUCUUUGAUAUCUAAAAUAGCUUGGUUUUGUUUGUUGUAUAUAGCUAUAAGUUAAGUAAUAAUGCGAUUAUAAUUAAUUUAUGUUAAGCAUAGAUGGGUUCGAUAAGCUUACAUAGAUAAUGUAUGUUGUAUGUGAGGCAUAUAAUGUGUGACUGCGACUGAUAAGAGACGGGACCUCUUCCUUUUUUUAUCAGUUUGGAUAUUUGGAUCAAAGAAAACUAUCGUAAAAUUCCGAUAAAAAUUCGAUCACUCAAUAAAAUACCCAAUAGAAACACUUUAACAUGUAGGAAAUGGACUCUAAGCUGCAACGCUUUAUAGUUGAGAAAGAAACCGGAAAAUCUCUCAGAAGAGAGACGACUACUUAUAAAGUAAUAUAGCCGUUUUAAUAAUAUCUCGACUUUAGCUAAUAUUUGAAGUCAUAAGGCCAAUUCAAUGUUCGUUCUUCUGCAGACGUUACUUGCAGAUAAUAGCUAUAUUAAUUCAAGUUGCUUCGUCACUCGCUGUUUCUUUUGUUCCGUGCAGGGUAAUAUUGCAGUACCGCCCUCUCUGUGUGGACUCUUUAUUACACUGUGGUAUGGAUGUAAGUGUUGCUUUUAUUUUCAAUUAAUUUCAAUAAUGAACCCAGACCCAUUGCCCCAUGUUCUUAUGUUGCGUUAAUGUCCGUCGACGGAUCAACGUAGAAAUUGUAUGGUGAAGUACGAUGACGCACGCGAAUUAAUAUUUAUGUAAAAUAACAGGACUUCAACGCGCUGCAUCGAUGCAACGGAAUACAACAGAGCAAUGGCGCUGGGCUCAUUCGGGGGUACUUUUUCAAAUACUAGAUUUAUUUGUUGACGACAUAUAUACUGAAAUAUGGCAGUGUAGUUUAAAGUGGUUUCUAUAUAGACAUACUCUGCACAAGUUUUAAUUGAGGAUCUCGAAUUCGUCACUUAAUUAAAACUUGCCAAGUCAAACUAGAUGUCUUCUCCAGACAUUUGUGUCAUAGGGGUUUACUAUCACCUAACCAGUUUGGACCUAAACUGAUCUGCAUCGCAAAUUUGUACCAUAUAUUCACUUCAGGUUUCCAAAUUGAAAUGCAUUUGAAUCGUGCCGUAAAAGUUAAUGGUUGGCCUUGUUUAUUAAUGCGAAAGUCUAUCUGUCUGUCACGUUUUCAUAGAUAAAAUUACGAACCCUCCUUCCGUACGUAUUACAAACACAAUUUUGUUACCUAUUUGAGAAAAAGGUCGAAGCACAGCUGGUGAAAAAAUUAGAAAAGAAAUGCGUACAUUUAUCAUUCUUCUUCUUUAUAUUUUUAGUAUUUUUACUAGGUUGAAUUGAACAGGAUACGGUGAAUGAGAGCUACCGUGCAUUAAAAAAAAUUUAAUGGUAAAAAUAGUCUGUGGACUGUUAUUGGUUAACAAAAAAGGGUCAAUUUCAUUUGUUUUUUCUGUUUUGACUAAAUCAAUAAAUGUUUGUAUUUUUUCUUCUCAGUUAAAAACCUACGCGAGAAUACAAACUAGGUAAGUAAAAGUGGCUUUGCAACUUAAAAUAAUCGGCUUUUUAUAAACUAAUAUGGAUUUGUUUUAUUAUUAUCUGAUAACAUAUUUCACUGGAGAUCGGAAUGGAAUGGGGCUUUACUACUAAACAAUUGCCCCACCACCAAGCCAUUGUGGCUUAGCAAAUUGGCUAAACAAUUGGUUGGCAAUUUGUUGAAUUUCAACAUAAGCCACGCCUCAAUCGACCAGCGGUCAUUUUGUGUAUUGUUUUGUUUUGAUGGGUUACAUUGAAUUUGAAGAUGUUUCAGGAGCACUUGAAAAGCCAUCUUUACAUUGACAGAACUUUUGGAUGUGUUGAUGAACAAAUUCCGGGAUAAAAUUACUUUUAUUUUGAACUGAAGAAUUUUUAAAGUUACCUUUUAAAAUCUGAAGCGGCUCCUCAAUCCAUUACAUUAGAGAUAUACAUUAGAAAUUUUAAUAUCAUUAUAUCCGCUAGAUCUAUACAAGUUUAUAAAGGUAUGAAGAUCUGUUAAUAUGAUCCAGAUUUGGAGUGUAAUCAAUCAUCCAUGUCGCUAGUCAUCCUUAGAUUCAGUCAAAUUAAUUUGGCCUAAUCCUCUAAUGGCUAAACCAUUAUCUAAGAAUGACGCUUUUAGAGUUAAUUAGAUUAAAACUUGCGCUAGCAGAAUUCUAAGAAUCUUUUUAAUUAUAAAAGUUUCUUUUUAUUAAGCUGGUUCUUUUUAUUGUUUUACUAAAGCAUUGUACCGCUGAUGGACAGACCACUUAUUUUUUAUCACAUUGACAUAUUUUAAGGAAAUAUUAAAGUAACUUCUGAACUGAGUACAGUCGUUCACUAGAAAUAUUUCCCCGAUUUGUCAGCUGGUACUUAUGGAUGUAUCAUUUAAAUUACAAUGUAUCAAAGGUAUUUGACAUUUCACCUCGGUGGCGCAGUGGUAAAGUGCUUGCCUCUGAACCGAGAGGUCCCGGGUGAUCUUUUUCUGAUUGGCCCGGUUCUUGGAUGUUUAUCUAAACAUAUAUCUAUUUGUUAUAAAAUAUAGUAUCGUUGAGUUAGUAUCCCAUAAAACAAGUCUCGAACUUACUUUGGGGCUAGCUCAAUCUGUGUGAUUUGUUCUAAUAUAAGUAUUUAUUU